Messenger RNA from Eimeria necatrix, 408 nucleotides. RefSeq lists its product as hypothetical. NCBI's taxonomy places the organism in Eukaryota, Apicomplexa, Conoidasida, Eucoccidiorida, Eimeriidae. The transcript is spliced from 2 exons. Bases 1 to 408 code for a protein of 135 amino acids. The record is from RefSeq and is a predicted model, not a curated record.
AUGCGCUGGGCAAGGCCCUUCCCCUUGCGUUCUAGCGAGAGCCGCACGGACUCUGCUGCCUGCAGCAGCAGCAGCAGCAACAGCAGCAACAGCAGCAGCAACAGCAGCAGAAGCGGCAUGGAGCUUGCGGACAGCACCGUGACGCAGACAGAAAAGCAGCAGCAGCGGCAGCAGCACCAGCAGCAGCAGCGGCAGCAGCACCAGCAGCAGCAGCCGCAAGAGUCUCAGCAGCCUGUGGCAACUCUUGUUUCUCUCUAUCCCUGCUGCAGCUUUGCAGCAGCAGCAAGAGCCGCGUUCCGCUGGGCCUGUGGGCGGCGCCUGUCACAGCAGCAGCAACAGCAGCAACAGCAGCAGCAGCAACAGCAGCAGCAGCAGCAGCAAACGAGGCAGCCUAAUGAGCAGAAAUAA